Formica exsecta is the source of this 3888-nucleotide messenger RNA. RefSeq names its product elongation of very long chain fatty acids protein AAEL008004. Gene Ontology annotation, biological process: very long-chain fatty acid biosynthetic process; fatty acid elongation, monounsaturated fatty acid; fatty acid elongation, saturated fatty acid. Gene Ontology annotation, cellular component: endoplasmic reticulum membrane. Gene Ontology annotation, molecular function: fatty acid elongase activity. The coding region runs from base 495 to 1553 and encodes 352 amino acids. The record is from RefSeq and is a predicted model, not a curated record. The transcript has 7 exons. NCBI's taxonomy places the organism in Eukaryota, Metazoa, Arthropoda, Insecta, Hymenoptera, Formicidae.
UUUUUUUUUUUUUUUUUUUUUUUUUAAAUUAGCCUCUUUUCUCGGAAACCGCACGAUAUAUUUAUUCGGCCUGUCGACGCUCGACGCAUUUUAGCACUCGCGCGCUCCCGCGAGAAGCCGAGGAGAGGUCUUGGUCGACUUUUCUUUUUUUUUUUUCGCGUCAAAAUUUUAGAGAAUUGCUCUGAUAUCUGUCGUGCCGAUCCCUUCGACUCCCUUGGUUCUUCCUCGUUCCGUAGCCGUACGAAAGUUGAGAGAACGGGGUGGGCAGACGGAGAAAGAGAGAGAGAGAGAGAGAGAGAGAGAGAGAAGAAGAAGGAAAGAAGGCUACUUUCGCUUACGUCGAAGUGUCACGAAGAUUGUUGUGUGUGUUACGGUUUUUGGACCAACGUGCGCGAUCUUUCAGUAGCCAAAAAGAGGUGAUCGCCGCGGGAACAAUAGACUUCGCUCCAGGAGAUUUCCGUCUAAAGAAGAUCUCAAGAUAGCUCUCUGGCAAAAUGUCGAUUAUAAUGCAGUACAUAGAUCGGUUCCACGAUAUGUUGGACAAACACGCAGAUACAAGGACGACUGAUUGGUUGCUGAUGAGUUCGCCCUUUCCCACGUUGUUCAUUUGCAUCGGUUAUGUCUACGUCGUCAAAGUAUUGGGUCCAAAGAUUAUGGAGAACCGAAAACCUUUCCAACUUAAGGAUACUCUGGUAGUCUACAACCUGUUUCAAGUGAUCUUCUCCGCGUGGCUGUUUUAUGAGUGUCUCAUGGGCGGAUGGUGGAACCAUUAUAGUUACCGCUGCCAGCCAGUGGACUACUCCAACAGCCCCACCGCGAUAAGGAUGGUCCACGCAAGCUGGUGGUAUUACUUCUCGAAAUUUACCGAAUUCAUGGACACGAUUUUCUUUGUGUUGAGAAAGAAGAACAAUCACGUGUCUACAUUACAUGUGAUUCAUCAUGGUUGUAUGCCCAUGUCGGUCUGGUUCGGUGUCAAGUUCACCCCUGGCGGCCACUCGACCUUCUUCGGUUUAUUAAACACCUUUGUUCACAUCGUGAUGUAUACGUAUUACCUUCUGGCGGCGAUGGGUCCAAAGGUACAACCCUACCUUUGGUGGAAGAAAUAUCUGACCGCAUUCCAGAUGCUACAGUUCAUCGCCAUCAUGGUCCAUGCCUUCCAGUUGCUCUUCAUCGAGUGCAACUAUCCAAAAGCGUUUGUCUGGUGGAUCGGUCUUCACGCCGUCAUGUUCCUCUUCCUGUUCAAGGAGUUCUAUCAGCAGAGUUACCAGGAGAAGAGGCCCAGGAAAUCGGGCGCCGUGAUGGCGAACGGCGUGAUCGCUAACGGCGAUCAAUCGAAGGGCAAACACGCGAACGGCAUCGCUAACGGCGUCACCAAUGGCAUCGUCAACGGCAGGGCGAACGGCGUUGCAAACCGCAUUGCGAACGGCAGUAUCGCUAACGGCGUCGCCAACGGUUUCUCACCCAGGAGAAGGGAUGCCGCCGAUUAUUACGUGAAUGGCGAAAGCUUAGCGACGGAGCUCAGCCUCCGAAAAUCGUUCGCGAAUGUCGAGUGACUUUCGAGCGAACGCUUAGCCUAGUCGAUCUUCUCUCUCGCCACGCGACGUCGUGUUUUCCUUUCCACGGAAAGGUCGAAGGAUCCAGCGGGCUUUCUUCUCUCUCUCCUUCUUUCUUUAUCCCUAAUCUGUCAAUAUCACGCGAAGGAUCAAAGGCUUCACCGAGAUCGACGCAUUUCCUUAUCAAAAGAAAAAGAAAAAAGUACAAAAUUGCGUCGCACGCUUUCGGCUCGGGGUAUACAAAUAUUGAUGUUUUACGGACACGCGUGGCAACUCUCUAGCUAGCUAGCUCUAGUUAAGAUCGCACGUAACCGUAAUCCGACUGACGGCAGAAGGACGCUCGGACAGAUCGUAUCUUGGUGCUCUUAUGAGCGUAAGAAACGAGCCGGUUUUUUUAACGUCGGUAUAGAUCGAAGGUUUGAGCAAGGCGAAUGAACAAGUCUGCGAUUUUUAGAAACUCUGACAAUAAUGUAUGUCCUCCUCGAAUAGUAAACGAUUUGGUAUUGACAAUCAGCUGACAAUUCGCGAGCAUUGAUUCUCCACGAUGAUUAUGGGAAAAAUAGAGUUAUUUAUUUCGGAAAUAAAUAUAAAUCGAAUUACACGAAAAAUCUUCGUAUAUAGACAUUUAUAGUCGCAUUCGGAACAAGUUAAGCGACUUUGAUAAAGUCAUUCAAAAAAGAAGUAGAGAAGAACCGGGAAAGAACGAUGAAUACAACACGAUAAAAAUUAUCUUUCUGAGAACCCCGGUAGUUACAUCGGCUAAUGAAUCAUCGCGUCGACAUUCCUUAUUCGCUUUCGCGAAUUGGAAAUAUAAUACUUGGAUGAUCGUCUUCGAUCCCUCUCUCUCGCGAUGUCGGGAAAUAUGUCCUUUCCACUUCGAUAAAAAUAAACUCUGCAUAUUUUAUGAUCGCUUGCUCGUGUGUACUCCUGGUAGAAAUUUGCGAUGUCCGUUCCGAGGAACGUAUCGGACAUGGCGCGAUCUUGACGUUAUGUAAAAGAAAAAAUUAAGUGAAUAACGGUAAAUUACAAUAGCUGCAUUUUGACGCGGUACUGUUAUAUAAUUAAAUGAGAGAUCUUUUCGUUUACAUUUCGGUCGCGAAUAGAAACGCACGGUUCGUCAAAAGAAUCUGGUGACCUUAACCGAGCCGGAUGAUGAGACGAACGGACUUUUAUGCGAGGUUUCACAAUUUCAUUAGCGCAGAAGGACCGCGGUAGAUCGGAGGAAUGCUCGUUGUGAUAAAAGUCACGGUCGUUGACAUCCGGUCAUAUUCGCAACUUUAAAGCGAUGUUAUGUGAAUUAUUGUCUCGUCAGAGUUUACUGAACCUUGCUCAUUCGUCUCUCUUUUUCUCUUUCGCUAUUAUGUAGAUUCUAAAAGUUUUAUUUAUUGUACAUUAGUAUCACACACUGGAUGGUUAUUUAUAAUCCAAAAUGUUAUUGAAUGAAAUUAAAAAUUGGAGUUUUAUGUAUUAUAUAAUAUUAUGAAUUUUUUUAUACAAUUAAAACGGUCCAUAAUGAAUCAGUCUAUGUUUACUUAAUCGAAUCGUAAAUCCUCAAGAGUACGGACGUUAGUGUUGAACGAACCGGAGUAAGAAGGAUACGAUCGCGUCAGCGUGUCUUAAGAAGAUAGACGUGCCUUUGCUCAAUACUUAAAGCUCAAAGACAUCGGUUAGAAAUAUCAGUAACCGAUUUCUGUGAUUGUCGACUCGCGAGAGGGACUCCGAUCCUCUACUUUUCCUCCUUCUUCUUUCUUCGUGCCCCCAAUAGUCGACGUCCGGUCCUGGCAUCACGACGCCCUCAUCGCGGAUCAUUUCGUCGUUUUGGUUGUCACUAUUUAACGCGUGUGAAUAUGCGAAGCGAGUGCGUUAAGUUUUUCUGCUAUGAUUGUUAGUUCUUUGACUUGUAUUGAGAAUCUCUUCAGGAUGCGCAACAAUUGAACCACGUCCUCGAAGGAAUUUGGACUAUCGAUUUAGGUAGGAUGAUGAUGUUAUUUAAAAUAAGACAAUAAUCGACAAAUCGUUAAAUUAUAAAAAAAUGAAUAUAAGUUAAAAAAGACUGAUAAGUAUUUUCUUUGCAAUGUUGAAUUUGUAUAUCAAAGAUUGAGUAUGAAGAUUGGAAAUAUUUGUUUUAUCGGUUCUUUUAAGCUCUCUUCAGCCGAAAUCAAAGGAUUAAAACAACGAAAGGCCUGUCUCGCUCGCUUCGCGCAUUUAUAUAUAAUACAUAGCGUCUUGUACAUAUAGGUAAGUUAGUUUUAUAUUACGUUAAAAGAAGAGAGAAUUCGAGGUGCGAUGGUCGCUAAGCCACACUUCGUGCUAUCGAAAUAAUAAAAAAAAAAAA